CAUUGAUCUCUCCAUCCAUAACUUGGCCCCUAUCGACCUUCAGCCAUCUUUGACUUCGCAACAUGGCUACAAAGAAGAUAGCACCCACAGACGAUGAGCUGCUGGCUCAGCUCGACGAUCUGGGCAACCGGGCAACAGCGCGGCCCCCGAAACCCUCUGCAAGAAUAACGAAACAGACGCAGCCUGCUCAAUCGUCGCAGUCUGAACAAGACUUGCUGGCCGAGUUAGGGAACCUGGCUCAGCGACCUGCAAGUCGACCUGCUACGCCGUCACUCAAGCCCAACCCUCCUUCUGCUGCUGGCGUUCGAUCUCCUCAGCGUACAUCCACAGCCACCCCUCCACCCGGCCGGACGAGUGAAGAGAAGUCUAGCAAUGGUCAGCGGAAAUCUGGUGACAGUAUGCGCUCAUUCCAUCAAAGCUUUACUCCAGCAACAACCUCGACUGAAGGUUCAGCAGAAUCGGACUCAACACCGGAGCCCGCACCAGCAGCUGCGACCGGCGGAGGAUGGUGGGGAGGUAUACUAUCCACCGCCUCUGCUGCAGUACACCAAGCUCAAGCGGCGGCAAAGGAGAUCCAGAAGAAUGAAGAAGCACAAAAAUGGGCAGAUCAGGUUCGAGGCAACGUAGGGUUGCUCAGAGGUUUCGGCGGUGAGCUCAGAUCAAUGGCCAUGCCCACCUUCCAGAACCUACUCCAGACGAUAGCACCUCCUAUCUCAUCACAUGAACGACUACAAAUUCAUAUCACACACGAUCUGACGAACUAUCCGACCUUGGACCCUCUCAUCUACCAAGUCUUCAGCCGAGUCAUGUCGCAAGUGGAAGGUGGUGAUUUGAUGGUUGUGCAGAGAGGCUACGAAGCCGGGCCCAAGCGCGAUUCCAAAGAAUUAAGCCGGCCACUGGGUUCAUGGCAUGACGGUCCUUGGUGGAGAAGUGGUGAAAGACGAAGUAUUAAUGCCAUCAAAGGCGCGGUCGAGGGCAGCAAGCUCGUAAGAGCAUCCGCCGAAGGAUACGCUGAAGAAUACUUUGCGAGCAGAGGAGGUGUCGAACAAGCGGCCAAACGUGCCACAGAGACACUAUCCGAUUCAAAUCCCACCAGGGAUAGUGAGAUCUUCCUUGCCAUACAAGCUAUAUCCCAGCCAGUCGCCAAGGAUAUGUUCGUGGCAGCCCCAAGCUCCGAGCCAGAGGGUCAGGUCAAAGAAGCAGCAGAUGAAAAGAACGCGGAGGAGGUUUUAUUUGCUGUUUAUUUGCACGAUCCCAUUCACGGCAUCGCCUUCCAAGCUGUCUCCCAAGCACUUCCAGGACAGUGGAUUGAAUGGUUGGACGCACCAAGCGGCGGUGAAGGUACUUUGCCAGAGAGCAUUGAAGAAAUCAUUGCUAGUGGUGGAAUCGAUCCAAGAGAGUGGGUGAGCGAGUGGGUCGAGGAGACAUUGAGUCUGGCGGUUGGUACCUUGGCUCAGAGAUAUGUCGCUAGAAGGAUGGGGGUCGGUGAGAGCGGUGGCAGGAAGGGCAAGUUGAGAGCCGACUUGACUCAAGAAUCCAUGAUUGAAUCGGGUGGUGGUGAAGCUGCUCGAGCUGUGGCUGGCAUGUGAUGACUAGCGGGUCUAUUUGUUCCGGGAUAUCUGGUUUUCGGUAUACCAAUUGCGCGUUGCUGGAGUCUGGCGUUGCGAGACUGGACAGACAUGCUUCGGCGCCCUAUUUGAUGUUUUCGAUAACAGUCACAGACAGGGCCGUGCACAAUCGUCUU
This is a messenger RNA of Exophiala xenobiotica, 1744 nucleotides long. RefSeq lists its product as uncharacterized. Bases 63 to 1589 code for a protein of 508 amino acids. NCBI's taxonomy places the organism in Eukaryota, Fungi, Ascomycota, Eurotiomycetes, Chaetothyriales, Herpotrichiellaceae. The transcript has 2 exons. The record is from RefSeq and is a predicted model, not a curated record.